AUGGCGUCGGAGCUAUAUUACUACAAGCCAUCAACUCCGCCCCGCGCCCUCAUGUCCGAUGCCGAGCUACUUAGUUCUGUUCACAGCCGAACGACCUCUGGUUCAUCUGCAUAUACCCAUGAUUCUUCGCCAGAGUCUCUAUCUACCAGCAUUUCGACGCCCGGAAGAUCUCCAGCAGGCCGUGCUCAUGGCCCAAUUCUUUUACCUAAGAUCAGACCUCAGGAUAUUGUGGUAGAGCCACAGUCACACUAUGGCCUGCCGCGAACGCGGAAAGCCUUGUCAACAACCCAGAACCCUCCUGGUUUUACCCCUUAUCCUUCUUCUCGACCUUCUGUUUCGCGCAGGGCAGUUGAACCAAUUGACUGCUCUUUGGUUUCUCCUAUUUGCACCACGCCUACUUCAUAUCAUGGUUAUCUUGGAGGGAGUGCUAUGUCUCCCACUUACGCUGUCCCUCCACCCAGCGCAAAGAAGAGAACUUCCCAUGCACGGAACCCAUCUGUUUCUAGUAUUGAUGACGCCACUCUCAGCCGAUAUGGCUAUCCUACUUACCGUCAGAUGCCCAAGUAUCUUUCACAGUAUAGCCCAACAACCCCUGUUUCUGCAACAUCCUUCACAUAUCCAACACCUAACUACCCAGAAGCCGAUUAUGCGGCCGCGUCCGACCCGCUAGUUGCUUAUCCAACAUCAGGAUACACAGCUCCCGCUUACCCUGGCACAUACCCAUCCUCAGCCUACCCAACAUCCGCCUGCUUAGCUGCCGCAGAAACCUACGCUCCUAGUUCUGAGGUUGCAACUACGCAGAACAGUCUCUACGGCUUUUCAGAUACUACAGCAAGAGCUCUGGGCGUUUCAACUGCCGACUCUUCUAUCUAUCCUGCUCUUAAUGGCCCUCCAGCUCCCCUUGCCCCACCAAUGGAAUAUUCUUCCCCCCCUUCAUCUGCAUCAACCACCUUGCUUGAGUACCUUAAUGCUCCCACCCAGGCCAUCAACCUAGUCGAGAUCAUGUCCUACCCAUCAAACAGAACGAACCAGGCGCACUUUUGGUGGGACGUCAGAAAUCUGCGACAGUGGUCUUCCUUUUCCCUUGAUGAUAUGAGCUCUAUUCCUCGCUUCCCCCAGCUCCUUACAACACACGUCUCGCAGGAUUGCCUUCCACUAACCACCGUCUCCUCGUCUCGGCUGUAUCCUGACUCUGAGAUUUCACUUACUGAUAUAAUUCGCGACGUUUAUGCUCCCCGAGUCAAUGCUGCUCUUCGCGUAUCCCAAGGACGCGAUUGCUUGUCCUUGUAUCCUGCCCCAAUAAACCCGGCAAAUAGGGAUAAUGACCCUCAUUUCCUCGCCAACUAUGCCAGCGAUACCGAGCAGACGCCGUCAGGCCUCCCUCGUGGCCGCAUUGUCGGUAUAGUCAAGUCUUUCAACCGAUGGAACACAGGGAUGCGAAAUGAACAACCCCAUCGACGUGUUGAGUAUCUCAAUGGUCUUUCUCAUUUGCAACGCUGCAUGAGAGAACACUCUUGCCGAUACGGGUUCAUCAUAACUGAAAUCGAACUUGUCUGUGUACGCGCCGGCUGUGAUGAAGGCGACGAUGUUCCAUACUUUGGCUACCUCGAGCUGGCUACUCCAAUCGCAACGAAGACAUCGGCAGAGUCGUACAACCCCAUGCUAUCCAGCAUCGGUCUGUCUCGCUCUGUCUCUGCCUCUUCAGCUCAAUCAUCUGAUUACUCUAGUUCAUCUCGUGGUGUAUCCCCAAUGCCUUCGAACCUCUCUGGCCCGUUCUCGGCUACCAUGGCACUAUAUUAUCUGCUUAUGUUGUCUAAAUCUGUGCCUCUGCCAACCCAGCCAUCAUGGCACCUCAAUGUCGGUGGUCCGGGGGCUCUGACUCGCCAACGCAUCCUGCCAGAGGACAAGGAUAAAUGGAUUCCAGAGCCACAACAGCGAGAGAAGCGUGAAGCGAAGCGAACUCGGGGAUGGGUCUGGCCACAGGAUGCCUGGCACCGUCGCGAAGGCGGCGGUUCUAGCAGAACCAGGGCCGCAAAAAUCGCUGCUACGAAGCGGUGGCAUAAGUGA
Messenger RNA from Microsporum canis CBS 113480, 2067 nucleotides. RefSeq lists its product as hypothetical. The transcript has a single exon. The record is from RefSeq and is a predicted model, not a curated record. The coding region runs from base 1 to 2067 and encodes 688 amino acids. Lineage: Eukaryota; Fungi; Ascomycota; Eurotiomycetes; Onygenales; Arthrodermataceae.